Volvox carteri f. nagariensis is the source of this 630-nucleotide messenger RNA. RefSeq lists its product as uncharacterized. The record is from RefSeq and is a predicted model, not a curated record. The transcript has 5 exons. NCBI's taxonomy places the organism in Eukaryota, Viridiplantae, Chlorophyta, Chlorophyceae, Chlamydomonadales, Volvocaceae. The coding region runs from base 1 to 630 and encodes 209 amino acids.
AUGGCGAUAUUGCCUUUUUGGAGCGCUGUGGCCGUGCUGCUGCUGGUGUUCUGUAGCAUUGCUGAGGAGGUGUACAGGGGGCUCCGACCGCUCACUGUCCAUCCAGGUAGAAUCACCUUUUCGCUCGCAAUACAUAAUGCCGCACUCUCACAACGCUGUGACGUUAUACCCAACAGCUGCAGUGGCAGUGGCAGCGGCGGCGGCGACGGCGGCGGCUGGUGCCUGACCAUUGCGUUGAAGCUGGGGUCCAGCACUAAGGGGGUAGCGAGGCUGUCAGGGUCGCCGGAUGCGCCCGCCCAACAACGGACCACGCGGGGGAGUCCAGCGCACCCGCCGCCGCCGCCGCCGCCGCAACCGUUGCCGCCGGUAAAGCCGGCGACAGGGGGCCCAGUUGCGCAGGUGGCACUGCCGCCGCCGCCGCUGUCGUUGUUGGCGGGUCGUCGGCGCAGCAGUGGCGGCGCCGGGGGUAGGCGGUGGCGGCGUAUGACGCCAGUCAUCGUGAUGGGUAUUCCCACUGUGGAGCGAGCGGUGAUCACCAAGGACAAGGGGGACAAGUUGUUGCGGUACCGCGUACGAACGCGAGUAAUCACGUCCAAGAAGGACUCGGCCAAGACGGCUGUCAGAAACUAA